Messenger RNA from Caenorhabditis briggsae, 2508 nucleotides. It is a transcript of the gene Cbr-rfc-1, whose product is annotated as Protein CBR-RFC-1. Gene Ontology annotation, molecular function: DNA binding; ATP hydrolysis activity; DNA clamp loader activity. The transcript has 5 exons. Gene Ontology annotation, biological process: DNA replication; DNA repair. The record is from RefSeq and is a predicted model, not a curated record. NCBI's taxonomy places the organism in Eukaryota, Metazoa, Nematoda, Chromadorea, Rhabditida, Rhabditidae. The coding region runs from base 1 to 2508 and encodes 835 amino acids. Gene Ontology annotation, cellular component: nucleus; DNA replication factor C complex.
AUGAGCAGUAAAAGAAGACUUGUGGUGUCAUCGGGUAAAAAAGAAUCGCAUUUUGUGCACGAUGUUACGAAAUCCUUUUUAGAUUCCGACGAUGAUAUGCCGGCAAAACCAAAACAAGAGCAUAAGAAGAAAGUGGAGACUCCGGCUAAAAAGAGGACGAAGCCUCUCGUGUUGACCGAUGAAGAAGACACUUCAGAAGAAGAUGAAUUGAUACUUGGAAAUGAUAAAGAGCUGAAGAAGGCGAAAAAGAGUGGGAAGAAGGCGUUGCCGCCUGGGCAACAAACUUUGAAUUUUUCCAAAGCCCCAACGUCAUCUGAAAAACGUGAAGAGGAGACGAAAAAGACUUACGCAAAGACCUUUGUGAACCCAGCUGAUUUCUUUAAAAACUCUCCAGUUCCAUCGGCUUCUAAACUUCCAAAAGUGGUUACAAAAGUCAAUAAAACUGUUGAAAAGUUCUCUAAAUCACCGGCAAAAAAGGUCAGCCCAUCAACAAAAGAGAACACUAAAGCUAAGAAGGUGUCCGAUGAUGAAUUCGUCGAUUCCGAUGACAGUUUUGACACAUUCACUCCGAUUACUGCUAAAAAGAAAACACCAGAGAAGAAGAAGACUCCAGAAAACAAGAAAGAACCUGAGGCGGUGAAGGUACUUCCAAAAGUAAAGGACAUUGUGAAAGCAGAAGAAGAGCCCAAAAAGGAACACAAGAAAUCGAAACUUCCACCUCCAAAAGUGUCUUCCGAUGUAUCUUCGUCUAGUCAAGUGUCCACGUCAUCUGUCGAAUUCUCUUCAAAGCCAAAAGGACCUGAGCCUGUACUCUCAUGGGUCGACAAAUAUAAGCCGAAACGUCUAGGCGAACUUGUUGGCCAAUUUGGUGAUAAGAGUCCAAUGAACAAGCUAAUGGAGUGGCUGAACGAUUGGGCCAAGCAUAAUCUUGGCGAGGGCGCCAAAAUCAAGAAGCCAAAGCCUGCGCCUUGGAUGGCAUCUCAGGAUGGAACUCCGUUCAAGGCUGCUCUUCUUUCUGGAUCUCCAGGGGUUGGAAAGACGACAUGCGCUUAUAUGGCUUGCCAGCAACUCGGUCUCAAACUUGUAGAGAUGAAUGCAUCCGAUGUUCGUAACAAGAAACAUCUAGAAGCGAAAAUUGGCGAGCUAUCCGGAUCUCAUCAGAUUGAAGAGUUCUUUGGCGUCAAGAAGUGCGUUCCCCAAGACAAUUCGAAAGUUCAUCAUGUGUUGAUCAUGGAUGAAGUUGAUGGAAUGUCUGGAAACGAGGAUCGCGCUGGAAUCUCGGAACUCAUUCAAAUCAUCAAGGAAUCCAAAAUUCCAAUCAUCUGCAUCUGCAACGAUCGUAUGCACACAAAAAUCCGUUCUCUGGCCAACUACUGCUACGAUUUGCGUUUCCCAAAGCCACGUGUCGAGAUGAUUCGUUCUCGAAUGAUGACGAUUUGCUCACAGGAGAAGCUGAAAAUCACCAAAGAAGACUUGGAUGAAAUCAUCGAAUUAUCGGGUCACGAUGUUCGUCAGACGAUAUACAAUCUCCAGAUGAGAUCAAAGUCUUCGAAUGCCAAAGUCAAUAAGAAGGAUCUGUCUUGGGGUCCAUUCGAAGCAGCUCGACGCCUUCUGGAUUCUCGAACUACGUUGAUGGAAAAACAAGAAAUGUUUUUCGUGGAUUACGGUAUCAUGCCACUUUUUGUCCAAGAGAACUAUCUCAAUAUGAAGAACGAGAAACAUAAGCCACUGGAAGCGAUUCGUGGACUUCGAAAGGCUUCUGAUCUCAUCUCCCUCGGAGAUAUCGUUGAUCGACAGAUUCGUGGAGGUGGAUCAUGGAAACUACUCAAUGAGCAAAGUAUGUUAUCAGCAGCACUACCAGCAAUGGCAACUGGUGGCCAUCUAAAGGCCAUCUUCAGUUCCCCUCGUGGCUUGGAAAGAAUUCCAGUGCUGGAAAGAAGAAGAGACUUCUACAACAACUCGUACAACAUACUCAUCUUAGGUUUUAGCCGAGUUUCCGCUGGAACUCAUUCAUUCGCUACUGAUUAUGCUCCAAUGCUUCGUCAGAAGAUAACAAAACCACUCAUACAACACGAAGUUGAUGGAAUUCCAGCUGUUAUUGAGACAAUGACAGAGUAUGAUCUGAUCAAAGACGAUGCAGAGGCACUCACCGAAAUUGUUACCUGGCCUGGAAAAAUCGAUCCAGCUAGCAAGAUUUUGAGCAAAGUCAAAGCUUCGUUGACUCGUACUUUGAACAAAACCAACAGAAUGCUACCGUACUCGAUUGAUGACGUGGCAAAAGGAAAGCGGAAGGGAGUGAAUGCGAUUGGAAUCGAAAUGGAUGCAGAAGGAAAUCUAGUGGAGCAAUUCGAAGAUGAGGAUGGAGAGUCCGAUAAUGAGGAGGAGAAGCAGCCGACUACUACAGAAGUUAUUGUGAAAACCAGAGUUGGUGGAUCAGCUGGGUCAUCCAAACCAGCUCGAGGAGGUCGUGGUGGAGGUCGUGGUGGAAGAGGAGGCAGCAAGAAGUGA